GCGGCGGGCGGAAGUGGCGGCCUUGCGGCCUGGCUGAGGUGGGCGACGCGCUGGCUCUCUGGGCUCCCGGGGCCGUUCCGGCAGAGGAAGGUGCGAUCCCUACUCAGAGCCGCGGGGUGCGGGUGUCCAUGGCCUUCCGGGCAUUUCAUUGAGCCGGGACCGCCCGAGGAACUUCCCAACGCGGCGACCGCGCUCCGGUGGUAGAAUAAAUGACGGAAGGGCAAGGCAGCGCUGCAAAGAAAGCAUCUCAACUGUAUGCUGCGCCCAGUGAUUCGCAGAUGCUCCGGCCCCGGUUCACUUGAAGGCUAUGAAGUGCGUGGGAUAGGACGCUCGACAGCCUCCUGAGUUGACGUCCUUUUUAAAUAAAUGAUUUUGAGCAGCCACGUUGACCUUUAAUUCAGGUGAAAAGAGUGUACAUCAGUGGAAGCCCAAAGCCAGCUGGAAUAGUUCCUGAGUGUGUUUUUAAUCUUGUCUGCAAUUUUUUGAAGUGGGGACACCAUCUGGAUCAGGGACACGGAUCAGGAAGCAUAAAGAUAUUACUCUCCAUUUGAAUUCUUACUAAGAAUUAACUGUUCAGAAAUGGUCUCCCUAUAGCUCCGGAUGACCUGGAACUCCCUAUGUAGACCAGGCUGGCCUCAAUCUCACCUACCUCUGCCUCCUGAGUGCUGAGAUUAAAGGUCCUGCCUCUUAAAGGUUCUGUCACCUUAGCACUGCCAGAUUGGGGACCAAGCUUCCGGCACAAGAAUCUGCUCAAAUCACAACCAUCCUGUAGCAGUCAGUCACCUGGUGCAUUGCAAACACUCAGUUCAUGCUAUAGAAAUGAAAAGGCAGUGUCUCUGAAGGAAGGCUGAGCCAAUAAAGAGUAUGAAAACAUCUGCAGGAGUGCUGCAAGGAAGAGAAAAGAAGACAAACAAGAACCACUUCUCAGGGGUCACUGGGUGCAGUUGGAAAAUUAAGAUGCUCUGGUUUCAAGGAAAUAGCCUGCAGAUUGCCAAAUCCUCUUUUGGACUCUUCGUGAGAAAUCUCUCUGCCUCGAAUGCAGCUCUGCCAGUGCUGACCUUAUUCACAAAGAUUCCAUGCCCGCUUUGUGAUGAAGCCAAAGAAGUACUUAAGCCUUACAGAAACAGGUUUAUUUUACAGGAGGUGGACAUCACACUUCCAGAAAACUCUGCUUGGUAUGAAAGGUAUAAAUUUGACAUUCCCGUCUUUCAUUUGAAUGGCCAGUUUCUAAUGAUGCAUCGAGUAAAUACCUCAAAACUCGAAAAACAGCUCAUGAAACAUGAGCGACAAGGUGCUGGAGACUGACUAACGCCCCCCUGAUCUUCUGUUCUCUCCAUCAUAAGCCAUCUUCCUGAGGAUAUGGCCAUUGUCUUGUAUUUCUUUUGUCACUUUCACAGAGAUCUAGCAUGGUACCACAAACAUAUGUUGUUCUUAAUCUUCUGAGGAAUGUGUGAACCCACCUAGAACUGUUUGCCUAUGGGCAUUUUAUAAACUGAGAGGAGUGCUUGGUGCAGGGGAAUGAUGACAAGAUGGAGAAGUCUAUUUGCUGUGUUUCUUUUUCCCUUCUGCUAAUGCACUGGACAGUGGCACUUAGAGAGAAGAAGGCUGUGCUGUCCUACUGCUGCCCUGGAGGGCGUCACUUCUUAAUGAAAGAGUCAUUGCUCUUCCACCCAGUAGAUAAAGUGAAAUGUGAAUUGCUAAUAACUGUGCAUAGUCAAUAAAGGAAUGUUUUAACAAAUAUA
Molecule: messenger RNA, 1742 nt
Organism: Nannospalax galili (Upper Galilee mountains blind mole rat)
Lineage: Eukaryota; Metazoa; Chordata; Mammalia; Rodentia; Spalacidae
Gene: CUNH5orf63
Product: chromosome unknown C5orf63 homolog
Exons: 9
Coding region: 865-1305 (146 amino acids)
Source: RefSeq, a predicted model, not a curated record